Solanum lycopersicum (tomato) is the source of this 1610-nucleotide messenger RNA. Its product is annotated as pectin acetylesterase 8-like. Lineage: Eukaryota; Viridiplantae; Streptophyta; Magnoliopsida; Solanales; Solanaceae. Gene Ontology annotation, molecular function: pectin acetylesterase activity. Gene Ontology annotation, biological process: cell wall organization. The record is from RefSeq and is a predicted model, not a curated record. Gene Ontology annotation, cellular component: plant-type cell wall.
UCAUUUCUCAUCCUUGAAUUAUGUAGUGCAGGUUAACGAUGUCAACAAGAAGUGUUCGACUUGUUUGCUUACUUAUUUGUUCUCUUGCCAUCAGCAAAAGUGAUUCUACAAAAGCAAAUGAAUUACUGAAACAAGAGAAACACGCAGAUCAUGCAUAUUUUGUCGAUAUAACAAUUGUUCAAAAUGCUGUAUCAAAAGGAGCAGUUUGCUUGGACGGAUCGCCUCCAGCAUACCAUCUCGAUCCAGGAUUUGGACAUGGAGUUCGAAACUGGAUUAUUCUACUCUCAGGAGGAGCAUGGUGCAGAAACACGACAGACUGCCUAAAUCGUUCCAAGACUGACUUGGGUUCUUCAACACUUAUGCUGCCAUUUAUAUUUUUAGGCAUUUUCAGCAAGAGCAAAACAGAAAAUCCAGAUUUUUACAAUUGGAACAAAGUCUUUGUUAGGUAUUGUGAUGGUGGAGCUUUCACUGGAGAUAUCGAAAACGUUGAUCCUGCUACCAAUCUUCAUUUUAGAGGUGCAAGGAUAUUUGAUGCAAUAAUCGAGGAUCUUUUAGCUAAAGGAUUAAAGGAUGCCAAGAACGCUAUUCUGUCCGGUGGUUCUGCUAACGGAUAUCCAGCAAUGCUAUACUGUGAUCACUUCCACAGUUUAUUGCCUAAAGCUCAUAGAGUGAAAUGCUUGGUUGAUGCUGGUUAUUUUAUCCGCGUGAAAAAUCCCCUGCUAACAAAUGUGUUCGAGUCCAUCUUUAAAGAUGUUGUUACUCUACACGGAUCUACUAAAGUGUUACCGAAAUCAUGCACUUCGAGAAUGAAACCAGAAUUGUGUUUCUUCCCAGAAAACAUACAACGAGACAUCAAGACGCCAUUUUUUACUGUAAUGUCAGCAUUUGAUAGCUAUCAGGUAAACAGUAUUAUAGGCUUUGAUAUCGGCGAAUACAUUCAAGCUAGAAAUUGCACUGAAAAUCAGAACAAUGCCUUCAAAGAAUUGAGGUCAGAAUUUCUAAGAGCUUUGCCAAAAGCAAAUGAUCCAAAACAAAGAGGAGUUUUCAUUGAUUCGUUUAAUCGUCAUACACAGCUUGAACUAUGGUGGAAUAAAAUCAAUGCUACUCCGGUUAAUAAUCUGACUACAAUAAAGGUAUUUGGUGAUUGGUAUUAUGAUCGAAAAUACUCUUAUGUGAUUGAUGAGCAUGACUUGCCACUCCCCGUUUAUUUGUACAACAAUGGUACUCUCAAGUCUCGUGGAUAAUUUUAUUACUAUAUCUAAUUUGAUAAACUUAUCAAAUAAGUAAUUUUUAAGUACCAUCAUUUAUGUUAAAUUCUAUUCAAUAUAAUGAAAGAAAUUUUUUGUGAACUUUCAAAUGUAUACUAUAUGAAAUAGUUGCUAAUAUAUGAAAAUUAUAUUCUUGAAACUUAGAUUGCACGUAUAUAAUAUAUAUAUAUAUAUAUAGUGACCAUGUGUUCGGCCUCCUCCAAAAAUGUUACUUUAAGAAACAUAAAAAUUAAUUAUGAUUAGGUUAAUUUGAGAUGUGGCUAUGUAACUAUUACUUCUUUUCAGAAAAGUUACUCAAUUUUUUUUCUCCAAUACAAAAAAUUACUUUGUUAUCUUUUCUAG